Molecule: messenger RNA, 3410 nt
Organism: Phalacrocorax carbo (great cormorant)
Lineage: Eukaryota; Metazoa; Chordata; Aves; Suliformes; Phalacrocoracidae
Source: RefSeq, a predicted model, not a curated record
GGCGGGCGGUUGAGCAGGCGGAGGCAGCAUUCUCCUGGAGAAGCUGGCUGCUCAUGGCUUGGACAAGUGCACUCUGCGCUGGGUUAAAAGCUGGCUGGACGGCCGAGCCCAGAGAGUGGUGGUGAAUGGAGUCACAUCCAGUUGGCGGCCGGCCACGAGUGGUGUUCCCCAGGGCUCAGUGUUGGGGCCGGUCCUGUUCAAUAUCUUCACUGAUGAUCUGCAUGAGGGGGUCGAGGGCACCCUCAGUUUGCAGAUGGCACCAAGUUGGGCGGGAGUGUCGAUCUGCUUAAGGGCAGGAAGGCUCUGCAGAGGGACCUGGACAGGCUGCAUCGAUGGGCCGGAGCCAACGGUUCCUUGGACGAUGGAGCCAGCAUCGGUGAGGACCAAAGUCCCCUCCUUCCUGUCUGACCUGGGGAAGGCCACACUCCGGGGCAUCCGAAAAUGUCCCCGCUGUGGCACUUACAACGGCACCCGAGGCCUGAGCUGCAAGAACAAGAACUGUGGGACCGUCUUCCGCUAUGGUACACGCAAGCAGCCCAGCGUCGAUGCCGUCAAGAUCAUCACUGGCUCCGACUUACAGGUUUAUUCGGUGCGGCAGAGGGACAGGGGACCGGAUUACCGGUGCUUUGUGGAGCUGGGGGUCUCAGAGACGGCCAUCCAGACAGUGGAUGGGACCAUCAUCACGCAGCUGAGCUCCGGCCGCUGCUACGUGCCGUCAUGUCUGAAAGCAGCCACGCAAGGUGUGGUGGAGAACCAGUGCCAGCACGUCAAACUGGCCUUGAACUGCCAGACCGAGGCCACCCCUCUCACCCUGAAAAGCUCAGUGCUCAACUCCAUGCAGGCUUCGCCCGAAACCAAACAAACCAUAUGGCAGCUGGCGACUGAGCCCACGGGGCCACUGGUGCAGCGGAUCACCAAGAACAUCCUGGUGGUGAAGUGCAAGGCCAGCCAGAAGCACAGCCUUGGCUACCUGCACGCCUCCUUUGUCCAGAAGAUGAGCGCGAAGACGCUGGCGGACCACAGGUUCUCCUGCUCCUGCCAGGCGCUGAAGCCCGGCAAGGGCGGCCCAGCCGAGGAGGAGGCACCGCCGCCGCGCUGCAUCCACUUCUUCGCCUGCAUCUGCGCCUUCGCCAGCGACGAGAGCCUGGCGCAAGAGUUCGCCGACUUCCUCACCUAUGACUCCGGCGGUUUGAAAGGGAUCGCAGUCCCACAGUUGGUCAGCAGCCCUGAAUCCACGGGGCAGGCAGGGGAGGCGGCCGCUGCCAAGCCCAAGAAGAGGAAAAAGGAUGUAAUUCCUGGGGCGCAGGCGACCGGCCCUCUCCUGGCUCAAGACACAGCUCACAGCAGCCCCAGGAGAAGCAGCCUGAAGAAGCCGGCUGUCGCCUCCUCGCUGAAAAGACAAGGCUGUAACCAGCUGCUGGACGAGUCGCAGGUGACCCUCUCCUUCCAGGACUGGCUGGCCAGUGUCACUGAACGCAUCCAUCAAACCAUGCAUUACCAGUUUGAGGGCAAGCCCGAGCCGCUGGUGUUCCACAUCCCUCAGGCUUUCUUUGAUGCGCUGCAGCAGAGGAUCUCCAGCGGGAGCACAAAGAAGAGGCUGCCGAACUCCACUACAGCGUUUGUCCGCAAGGAUGCCCUCCCCCUGGGCACCUUCUCCAAGUACACGUGGCACAUCACCAACGUCCUGCAGGUCAAGCAGAUCUUCGAUACGCCCGAGGAAACACCUCCCCCACGCAGAAGGAGCCCACCCCCUUCAUCAUCGAGUGGAUCCCCAACAUCCUCCCCCAGUCCCGCAUCGGGGAGCUGCGCAUCAAGUUCCAGUACGGCCACCACGGCAGCCGCCAGCCCGGCCCUGGCCCCGAGCACCGGCCCCCCACCACCAUGGAGCCAGCGCUGGAGCUCACACCGCUCACCACCAUCACCUUCCCCUGAGCCCCCCAGGAGAGGACUGGGGGGCACACAGCCCCAGGGCAGCCCACCAUGGACCUGCAAACACGAACGGCAUCGUUCCAGCACACACCGCUGCUUCUCAGGCACCAGAAGCACCCACAAAAAUAAAACUCCCGCUGACUGGGUGCCCUGAGCCUCCCUGCACCCAGCACAGGGCAGGGGGGAAGGUGGGGGCUACGCCCUGGAAAACCCUCCCCCAGGCAGGGAGUCUCAGCCCGAGGGCAGCCCCUGCCCAGGCAGCGCAGCCCAGGGUCGAAGUGGGGGCUCCGACCAACACCCCAAGCACAGGCAGGGCUGGGUGCCCCCAGUGGGGCUUGGAUUGACCCAGAGAGCAGCACCCAGCCAGACUGCUGGGGGGGUCAGCCCACCUCAUCACCCCCUGGCAAAGGGGCUCGGAGGGUCCCAACCUGGGUCUCCCCACGCUGCAGAGCCCAGCUCCAUCCCAGCAUCUGCUCCGCGGCUGCAGGCGCUGUACCAGGUCCUGGGCGGGGGGGGGAACUCUGGCAGUGUGUCCCAGCACCCCCCUGCACCCCAGGAGGGGCAGAACCCCCAGCAGGGCCGCUGGCACCUUCCCCGGCACCCCACGGCAGGGGGGGGCGGCACCCCAGGAGCACAGCCAUACCUCGCCCCAUUCUCCAGCAGAGCCAAAGAUGUGCAUCUUCAAGGCUGAGAGUCCGUGAGCUGCUGUGGGUGGGGGGGGAGCAUCCAGGACCCCCCAGCCCUGGGAGGGACCCAUCCAAGGCCCAGCCCCAUCCCCAGGGCAUUGCCUACUGCCGGGGGGGGGGGGGAAGGGGAGGGCACCCCCGAGCUGCAGGCAGCCCCCCAGCGAAGCCACUAAGAUCCCACCCAGACCCACAGCAAAGAAGCUUCACAAACGGCCUCCACCGGGGCACAGAGCCCCCGCCCCCCCCCCCAGAGGGGCAAAGGGGGUCCCCCAGGAAACCAACCCCACCUGAAGCCCCUGGCACUCCCAUGCAUGUGCCCCCCAGCUGCAGGAAGCCCCCAGUUUGCUCCCAUGGGCCUUGCAGGAGAGAAGACGCAGAGAAAAAGAAAUUGAGCUGCAGCUCCGCAUCUCUGCCCCCUGCAGCCCCCCGCAGCCCCCCCAUCGCCUUCCCCUGAGCCCCCCAAGAGAGGGCUUGGCGGGUGGGGGGGCACAGCCCCAGGGUGGCCCACUGUCCCCCUGCAAACACAAACAGCAUCGUUCCAGCAGACACUGCAGCUUCUCAGGCACCAGAAGCACCCACAAAAAUAAAACUCCCGCUGACUGGGUGCCCUGAGCCUCCCUGCACCCAGCACAGGGCAGGGGGGAAGGUGGGGGCUACGCCCUGGAAACCCCCCCCCAGGCAGGGGGUCUCAGCCCGAGGGCAGCCCCUGCCCAGGCAGUGCAGCCCAGGGUUGAAGUGGGGGCUCCGACCAACACCCCAAGCACAGGCAGGGCUGGGGGGGCACUUGGGGGGACC